This is a messenger RNA of Brassica napus (rape), 2345 nucleotides long. Its product is annotated as receptor-like protein 47. Gene Ontology annotation, molecular function: protein binding. Lineage: Eukaryota; Viridiplantae; Streptophyta; Magnoliopsida; Brassicales; Brassicaceae. The record is from RefSeq and is a predicted model, not a curated record.
UAAAAAAGACUUCGCAGGAGACUUUUUAAGUCAAGCUUUCAUAUUUCUCUCGUUUCACAGCAAAGGAAACAAAAAGAAAAAAAAAAAAGCUAAAGAAAAACAAUGCAUUCUCUGAGGAAGAUGAUAGUAUGGAGCUCGUUUUUAGUCUUUUCACUAUCUUACUCAAUACUUGCUUUCGCUUCUUCUCCUGCUAAGCACUUGUGUCGUCCAGACCAGAGGGAUGCUCUCUGGGAGUUCAAGAGUGAGUUUCACUUCAGUGGGAUGGCCCCUAACGAGAAGACACAGAGGUGGCUAAACAACACUGAUUGUUGUUUCUGGGAUGGUGUCUCUUGUGAUCUCAAGACAGGGAACGUCAUCGAUUUAGAUCUCUGCGGCAGUUCUCUCAACGGCUCUUUGCUAUCAAACAGCGGUGUGUUUAAACUACAACAUCUUCAGAGCCUUAAUCUCAGCUCCAAUAAUCUCGCGGGUUUUCUACCGGACUCCAUCGGCAACCUCAAACACUUGACGGUCUUACAACUCUACGGAUGUGGUUUCUUCGGGAAUAUUCCUUCUUCUAUAGGAAACCUUUCUUAUCUCACUCAUCUUGAUCUUCAAGGCAAUGGUUUCACCGGUGAGCUACCAGAAUCUAUGGGCAAACUAAACCGACUAACAAAGCUGCUACUCUCGACGAGCAAGCUCAGUGGGAACUUUCACCAUGCACUACUCAACUUAACCGAGCUUACGUGGAUCGACCUACGUUCUAACAAUUUAGAAGGUAACCUCCCAUCUAACAUGAGUAGCUUCUCCAAACUGGUCACUUUGAUGUCGGUCAAAUUCAUUUUCCGGAUCAAAGGGCGAGUACCGGAUUGGUUAUGGAUGUCAGAGCUGGUGUACGUUGACAUUUCGAAGAAUGCUCUAACCGGCUUUGACGGACCAAAAGAUGCUAUUCAGACAAGUCCAUUAGAAAUGCUCGAUAUAAGUUCAAACGCUUUUCAAGAUCCAUUUCCUUUGUUACCAAACUCUACUAGGUUCUUUUCAGCCUCUGAUAAUCAAUUUUCGGGAGAGAUUCCGACGACGAUCUGCGGAUUGGUUUCUCUCGACACGCUUCUUUUGAGCAACAACGGAUUCAUCGGCUCUAUACCUCGGUGUUUCAAGAGUUUCAACACUAUGCUUUCGCUCUUGCAUCUCCGGAACAACAACCUCUCUGGUAAGUUUCCUGAGGAAUCUAUCAGCGUGGGAUUGAUUUCACUUGAUGUCAGUGGCAAUCAGAUAUCAGGAGAGCUUCCCAGGUCUUUGAUGAACUGCACUCGCCUCGAGUUUCUCAACGUUGAAGACAACAUGUUCAACGACACUUUUCCUUCUUGGUUGAGUUUGUUGCCUGAUUUGCAGUUUCUUGUUAUUCGUUCUAACGAGUUCCACGGGCCAAUAUAUUCUCUGAGUUUCCCCAGGCUUCGAAUCUUCGAUAUUUCGAAAAAUAUCUUCACUGGAGUCAUGCCGUUGGAUUACUUUGCUAACUGGAGUGCAAUGUCUUCAGUUGCAUACGUUACAGAUAACAAACAAGAGAGGUUUAUGGGAUUUAGCUUUUCGAACUAUCACAAGUCGGUGGUUCUAGCAAUCAAAGGUUCGGAGAUGGAGUUGCUUGGGAGUGGUUUCAGAAUGUACAAAACCAUCGAUGUCUCCGGAAACCGACUGGAAGGAGAUAUUCCUCAAUCCAUCGGUUUGCUGAAGGGACUGAUUGUGCUCAACAUGUCAAACAACGCUUUCACUGGCCAUAUUCCACCAUCUAUAUCAAACUUGACCAAUCUCCAAUCACUAGAUCUGUCCGAAAACAGAUUAUCUGGUAAUAUACCGCCAGAGCUUGGUAAACUCUCGUUUCUAGCGUUGAUGAACUUCUCCAACAACAUGCUCGAAGGUCCAAUACCACGAGGCACUCAGAUUCAAAGCCAGAAUAGUUCCUCAUUCGCGGAGAAUCCUGGCCUAUGCGGUGCUCCUCUUCAAGAAACAUGCGGUAGUGGAGGAGAAGAAGUAUAUGAAAUAGUAAAGGAAGAAAAUGAUCAAGUGUUGAGCUGGAUUGCUGUUGCAAUAGCCUAUGUACCAGCUGUUUUCUGUGGACUCACCAUUGGCCACAUUCUGACUUUAUAUAAACCUUACUGGUUCAUGAGGAUUUUUCACUCUUUUGCUUAACAGAGCAUCAGUUGCCGGAUAGUAUCUAUCUAUUGUCUUCUUCUUUUCUUUUUGUGGUCAAAUUAUCUACCAUCUUAUAAUCAUCUCCAUUGUUUUGAAUUUAUAUUGUAACGUCUUCAAUAAUUAUUUUUCGUUGUAUUGUUGUGAGAGUAUGCACUUUUUGGUGGAGUUGAUUUCCUUUA